GGAUCAGCUGAUCCGUCACGUGACUCGCCCUUUUGCAAGAUGGAGUUAAGCGAGUCUGUGCAGAAGGGGCUGCAGCUCCUGGCCGAUCAGUCCGCCGUGAACCACAGCAGCUUUCAGGUGCUGCUGGAUGUCUCCUUCCGGGGACUGCUCUCCUCCCGGGCCGACCCCACAGUCCUCGAUCAGCCCGAGUUGAAGCACAUGGACAGGAUCCUGCUGAAGCAGAGCCACGCAGCCCUGACCACCUUCAUCCUGGAAGCGGUCAAACACAACGCCGACAAGUCCACGAUAAGCUCCUGCUUUGAGGAGCUCACUUUCAGCACAGACAGAAUAGAAAUAUUCUUCAGCACAUAUCAGAAACAUAAAAAAGACAUGGAGCAUCUGUUGAGCAGCAUGGGCAGACGUCCACCUCACAUUAACGACGUAUCAUGGCGUCUGCAGUACCACAUGAAGAACGGGCAGCUGGAUAAGAUCAACGAGCCUUUCUACCUGAUCUCACUGAACACGGAGAAUGAAGGGUCCUCGGAGGAUAUCAACUUCACCUGCACAACGGAGCAGCUGCAGGAUCUGGUGUCAAAGUUGAAAGAUGCUGCCAAGAGUGUGGAGAAAGCCAGUCAGAUUUCUGCCAACAUGCAUCGGACCACCAGGAUAAAGAUCACCGAGCUCAACCCUCACCUCAUAUGCGUCCUCUGUGGAGGAUACUUCAUAGACGCAACCACCAUCAUCGAAUGCCUCCACUCUUUCUGCAAAAUGUGCAUUGUACGCUACCUGGAAACAAGCAAAUAUUGUCCCAUCUGUGAUGUACAAGUGCAUAAAACGAAACCCCUGCUCAACAUUAGAUCUGACAAAACUCUGCAGGACAUUGUGUACAAACUGGUUCCGGGCCUCUUCAAAAAUGAAAUGAAAAGAAGGAGAGACUUUUAUGCAGAGCAUCCUGUAGAUGCUUCCAAUGGUUCACAUGAGGAUCGUGGAGAGGUGGCGGACGAGGAUAAGAGAAUUAUCACCGAUGACGAGAUCAUCAGCCUCUCCAUCGAGUUCUUUGAUCAGACCAGACUUGUAGGAGGGGUGGAAGACAAGCAAACAAAAGAACAGGUGGCUAACAAGAGGUACCUGCAGUGUCCAGCCGCCAUGACAGUUAUGCAUCUGAGGAAGUUUUUGCGCAGCAAGAUGGACAUCCCAAACACAUAUCAGGUUGAAGUCAUGUACGAAGACGAGCCUCUCAAAGAUUACUACACAUUAAUGGAUAUAGCUUAUAUCUACACUUGGAGAAGGAACGGACCCUUACCUCUGAAGUACCGGGUCCGACCCAACUGUAAGAAAAUGAAGGUGAACCACCCCCAGCAGGAGGGUCAGAACAAUGCCAGCAGGUCCGGUCCGGAGAGCGACUCUGCCAGCGACAAAGCAGGGAGUCCCGUCGGGGCUCCCUCCACCUCCUCGUCCCUGCCAAGUCCCGGAACCCCCGCGCAGUCUCCGCACCCUCAGCUCCCUCACGGCCCGGGCAACAAUAGCAGCAGCACCGUGAACGGAAGUUCAGCUGCUGUCUCAGCCGCGGCGGGAGCUCAGACCCCGAGUCGGUCCUUCAGCCAGUUCAGCGGCGGCAGCGGGGGCGGCAGCGGCGGCAAGCCGCGGAAGGUGUCCCUGAACGGCUCGGCGACUUCGUCCGGAUGACGCGGGGCUCCGGAGCCGACCUGCCAACGCCAGACUCCCGCUCAGCUCCUACAUUUUCCAUGCCAACGUAGUCCCACUGUGUAGACAAUGUUCUCUCUCUUUCUGUCUCCAUUCGUCGUUCUAAAUAUUAUGGCAUCAUUUGUAAGUUUAAACGUAGUGGAAUCAGAGACAUUUCAAGAUAAAAGAAGGAUGAGAUGGGAAAUUUAGUCUGAAAGGAAAAUGUUGGAAGGGGAGGAGGGAAAGAAGAAGAAAGUUUGGAUAACAUGUCUCUCCCCUUUGAAAGCUACAUCUUUAUUUUACAGGAGUGACUGAAGGUGACACUUGGAUUUUGUUUUAUGUCUCUUCGAUUUAAAGGUGUUUCUCAUGAUUAAUUCAUGUGUGUUGGGAUACUUUGAAGCACAGUUUAAUGCGCAUGCUCAUUGUGACUUUUCUGUUCAGGAAGAGGCUUCAGGGUUCGGGCGUGUCCGUCCCUUUUCUAGAGUUUUUGGACAUCAGGAGUUUCUGAAGCGGGAAGCAUCAAUGGGAGAAAAAUAAAAGCAUUUCUGCCUUUUACUGGAAAACAAAAGAAAAAAAACACCCUUCCUUGUAGCUGGACUGUUCAUCCUUCACGUCUUUUAAAGGUUUCCGCGUGUAAAUAGACAAAGUGCAUAUUUAAUCAGCCAUGGUGUUAUUCUCUAACUGCCCUUUGUUCUAAAGGAAGGACUUGGCUUCAUUUCAUGACAGAUGUUUUCAUGUCUCUGUUUUCUGUAUUUGUAUCGCUCAAUUGUAUGAACAACUUACCGUAUUGUUACUGUUGCACAGUAUAAAACAUCUAAAUAAAACAUUUUACACUUA
Molecule: messenger RNA, 2499 nt
Organism: Poecilia reticulata (guppy)
Lineage: Eukaryota; Metazoa; Chordata; Actinopteri; Cyprinodontiformes; Poeciliidae
Source: RefSeq, a predicted model, not a curated record